Molecule: messenger RNA, 2735 nt
Organism: Camelina sativa (false flax)
Lineage: Eukaryota; Viridiplantae; Streptophyta; Magnoliopsida; Brassicales; Brassicaceae
Product: receptor-like protein 37
Molecular function (GO): protein binding
Source: RefSeq, a predicted model, not a curated record
ACGAAUUAUAUUUGUCUCAAAAUUAAUAAAAAAUAUUGAGAGGCGAUGAUUCGAAGCCAAUCUGAUCGCUUUCUUGGUAUUAUUAUUACCAUCUAUUUCUUAUUUUUCCUUAUCUCCUUACCAAACACUCUCGCUUCUCCCACACGGUCCUUGUGCCGCAGCGACCAAAGAGAUGCUCUUUUGGAGCUAAAAAAAGAGUUCACGAUCCAUUCUAACGACAACGGUCAUGUAACAACAGUUUUGUGGAACAAGAGUGCAGACUGUUGUUCUUGGGAGGGUGUCACGUGUGAUGCUACAUUAGGAGAGGUGAUAUCACUUAAUCUCAUUUCAGAAACUGCCAACACCUCUUUGAAACCUAGCAGUGGUCUUUUUAAACUCCAACAUCUUCGUGAGCUAGAUCUUUCAUUUUGCCAUCUCCAAGGAGAUAUUCCUUCUUCCAUUGGGAAUCUUUCUCAUCUCAAGCAUCUUGAUCUUUCUUGUAACCAAUUAGUAGGUGAAUUCCCGGCUUCAGUCGGUAACCUAAACCAACUAGAGUACUUGGAUCUUUCUGUUAAUAAUCUCAGAGGUAAUAUUCCAACUUCAUUUGCCAACUUAACGAAACUUUCUGAAUUGCACCUCCGUGAAAAUCAAUUCACUAGUGGGAUUAGAGUAUUAGCCAACUUAACCACCUUGUCCAUUAUAGACCUCUCCUUCAAUCACUUCAAAUCCUCGAUUUCCUCGGACCUAAGUGGACUCCACAAUUUAGAGCGAUUGUGGGUGUAUAAUAACUCAUUUUUCGGACCUUUUCCCUCAUUUGUGCUCACUAUUCCUUCAUUAGUCGAUAUUGCUUUAAGUGAAAACCAAUUCGAGGGAGCUAUUGAUUUUGGGAACACUUCUUCCUCAUCUAAGUUGACAAACUUCGAUGUUAGCUACAACAACUUUGAUGGGCUAAUCCCAGAAUCUAUAUCUAAAUUUGUUAAUCUCAAAAAUUUAGAUCUUAGCCACAACAAUUUCGGAGGACCAGUCCCUAGUUCUAUAUCAAAAUUAGUCAAUCUCGACCAUUUAUAUCUUAACCACAACAACUUGGGAGGAAAAGUCCCUAGAUCAAUAUUUAAAUUAGUCAAUAUAGAAUAUUUAGAUCUUAGCCACAACAAUUUUGGAGGACCGGUCCCUAGAUCAAUAUCUAGAUUAGUAAACCUCAGUUCCCUUGAUCUUUCCUACAACAAGUUGAACGGUGAAGUACCUCAUUGUAUAUGGAGUUCGUCUAAGUUGAACUCGGUGGAUGUUUCUUAUAAUUCUUUCACCAGCUUUGGAAAAUCUGUGGAACUUGGUGAUGGAUCAUUAGAAAGAGAUUGGGAUCUUAGUUCAAAUUCACUCCAAGGACCAAUUCCCAAAUGGAUUUGCAACUUCAAAUAUUUUUCUUUCCUAGAUUUUUCCAACAACCAUCUCAAUGGCUCAAUUCCACAAUGCUUGAAGAAUUCCACUGAUUACGGUAUGUUAAAUCUGCGAAACAACAGUCUAAGUGGGUUUAUGCCAGAUUUAUGCAUGGAUGGCUCACAGUUGCGAUCACUUGAUGUCAGCCUCAACAAUUUUGUGGGGAAACUUCCAAAAUCUUUGAUCAAUUGCGAGGUGAUGGAAUUUCUAAACGUGAGAGGAAACAAGAUCAAAGACACGUUUCCAUUUUGGUUGGGAUCUCUACAACACCUAACAGUUCUUGUGCUCCGGUCAAAUACAUUAUAUGGUCCACUCUAUAACCCCUCUGCCUAUUUAGGGUUUCCAAGCAUGAGGAUCAUGGACAUAUCCAACAACAACUUCAGUGGAUCGUUACCACAAGACUAUUUUGCCAACUGGACUGAAAUGUCAUCCGUGUGGAGUCGACCUAUCCGCACACUCGAUUAUAAAAGAAAUAUACGUAUACCAGGAUCGAACUACAUGGGGGAUAGAAAAAAUAAUCACAAAGAUUCAAUUGAGUUGGUGUAUAAAGGAGUAGACAUGGAUUUUGUUCAAAUCUUUAAAGCCUUCAAAGCUAUUGAUUUUUCUGGAAACAGAUUCUCUGGACAUAUCCCUGGAUCCAUUGGUCUAUUGAGCGAGUUGCGUCUUCUCAACUUGUCAGGGAACGCAUUCACAGGCAAUAUCCCACCAUCAUUGGCAAAUAUUACAAAGCUCGAGACAUUAGAUCUAUCACGAAAUAACUUUUCAGGUGAAAUUCCUCGAGGACUCGGAAAACUCUCGUUUCUCUCCACCAUCAACUUCUCCCACAAUCAUCUACAGGGAUUGGUGCCACGGAGCACACAGUUCAGAAGUCAAAACUGUUCUUCGUUCACGGGUAACCCUGGACUCUAUGGCCUCGAAGAAAUUUGUGGAGAAAAACAUGUCUCCGUUCCAACACCGCGUCAACAGGAUGAGUCUACGUCAGAAUCAGAAGAGCCUAUGUUGAGUUGGAUAGCAGCCGCGAUAGCGUUUGGACCUGGUGUGUUUUACGGAUUAGUGAGCGGACACAUCUUCACAUCAUACAAACACAGGUGGUUUAUGGCUGGUUAAUCUCAAUGGUUUCGUCAAGUUUGUACUACGAUAACUUAGCUGGUCAAGUGUUUAUUAUUUUUAGUUUUCCUAUUUUGUGGUUUUAAAAAAAAAAAGUUGUUGGUGUUAUAAGUUGUAAAAGCACUGGUAUGGUGAUCAAAAAGGCCUUGAAAUUUCACAUUGGAUUUUUUACAUUACUAUUGAGGAAAUGAGGCUUGAAGCUUUUAUAGUAAUCA